GCCAGUCCCGCUUCAAGACGCAGCCGGUGACCUUCGACGAGAUCCAGGAGGUGGAGGAGGAAGGGGUGUCCCCGAUGGAGGAGGAGAAGGCCAAGAAGUCCUUCCUGCAGAGCCUGGAGUGCCUGCGCCGCAGCACGCAGAGCCUGUCGCUGCAGAGGGAGCAGCUCGGCAGCUGCAGACUGAGGAACAGCCUGGACUCCAGCGACUCCGACUCGGCGCUGGGGGAGGCGCCGGGGACCGGCCGGCUUUCUCUGCCCUUGUACAUGUUAUUUUUUAACUCUCCCCAGUGCGAAGUCUGCUGAGUGUGUUCGGGGAGGUGCGCCCGCGCGGGGGCCGCCCCAGGACGCCCUCGUCCGAUGGUUAGCAACUCUGAUUUUGCACACCGCUCCGCCGGGCCCCCCAGCGCACACUCGUCCACACGCCAACACACUCGCUGAACACUUUUAUAAUUGUUAGGCGCGGCCAUGGGACUUGGGGCGCAGCGCAGCGGCUGCUGCGGCGGGAGGAUUGAUAUUUAUUUUUGCACUGCGAAGGCCGAAGGUGGUUAUUUAAGGAUCUUUUUACCUGGGUAUGUGUGAGGCUCCCAAACGGAGACAAAUAAAGUCAAUCUAUUUGCACAGUGCA
This is a messenger RNA of Tupaia belangeri chinensis (Chinese tree shrew), 624 nucleotides long. It is a transcript of the gene CUNH11orf96, whose product is annotated as chromosome unknown C11orf96 homolog. Lineage: Eukaryota; Metazoa; Chordata; Mammalia; Scandentia; Tupaiidae. The record is from RefSeq and is a predicted model, not a curated record.